UAUGAUAUCAAUUUAUUUACAAAAAAUAUCAAAAUAAACUUAAAACUAUAAAUUAAUGAUAAGUUAUUGAUUAUAUGUUAUAAGUAAUUUAAUUUUUUCUACAAAUGUGAACUCUUUCGACUGCUUUUUAAUAUGGAAGACGAAAUUGAUGAAUGUGUCAGAAAAAAAAUUCAAUGGAAUCAGUUGCCAGGAAGUGUGAAAAAACUACUAAAUGAUUCCUCAAGAGACUAUGAAAAGUACAUUUUUGAAUUUAGUAUUAAAAAUCAACUACGUUUUCGAGGUAGUCUAGUGCGCACAGUUAGAAAAGAUGAAAGGAAAUAUUAUGAAACUUUGGUGCAAAGCAGUAUACAGAGACUUAUGUUGUAUCCAUAUCAUUUAGCAGACAUGAUUGUUAAAGGACUCAGAAUAACACCAUUUAUUUACUAUGUGGAGGUGGUAGCAUUGCUCAUAGAGCUUGAAAAAAGCUAUGAUACUAUGCCCAACUUUACAGCUGCUGAUUGCUUACGACUUUUGGGAAUUGGACGCAAUGAGUAUUUAGAGCUGGUCGCUAAAGCCAGGUCUCUUGGUCGAAGAGGCAGAUCCAAAGCGAUCAGAGCCAUGUUACCCAGAGUUCCCUUGAACAUACCCAUGAAACCUUGGUGGAGGGUUGAAUUGGGUUACGUAUUAGAAGAUGAUGUUAAGCAUUUGAGUGAGAACGAAAGGGAACUAAUAGAUUUGUUGAUCGAUCGAGGCUCACAGACUGCCGGCACAUUAGACUACAAUGUCGUCAAAAUUUUAUACAGGCGUGGUCUGAUAUACCUGGACGUACCUAUAACAGGCGCGGAUAAGGUAUCAGUGCCGCCGCUAAAGGGGUUCGUAAUGAACCGCAUCGCAGGAGAUUACUUUGAAACGCUUCUCUACAAGAUAUUUGUGUCGAUUGAUGAGCACACGAGCGUCGCUGAGUUGGCGGGGGUCUUGAUGGUGGAGUGUGAGCUGGUGAAGCAGGCCGUGUCGCUGUACUGCCGGCUCGGUUUCGCUAACAAUCUGCAGCCGCCGCCCGUCUCUCCGCGGCACCCCUCCUGGGAUGACGCUGUCACCGACCACACGCAUCAGCCAUAUCGCCAGAUUGCACCGCUAACAUUCGAGUCUCGCUUAGAUGAAGAUGCAUUGCAGAUGGAGCCCGUGUUGAUAAAAGAUAUGCCGUCUACGUCUACUCAGAGACCUCAAGAAGUAUUUGAAUAUUCUAACAAUGCUGGCGGACAAAGAGUUGCUGUGUUGUUCGACUCAACCCUAGCCGCGUACUUAAUGAUGGGAAACCUAUCACCAGAUCUGAAAAGCCAUGCGGUGACUCUAUUUGAAGUGGGUAAGCUGUGCGACGAGAGUUUAGAUAGUCUGCUCAUGGAGUUGGACAAGGUGGUGGGUGAUCCGGAAAUAGAAGGCGAGGCGCGUCGCUACCUCGCAGCCGCCGCGUGUCUAAGGACAGCGCUGCGCACGCUUCGGCCUAAGCUGCGACCGUUAGACUUGCUGCGCUGUGAAGCGCUGCAUGCGCUUGAUGCGCCGGCGAGGAUACGCCUACUUACUACGAAAUAUAGGCUGGCGAUAUCCACGGCGCCACUGAGCCGCGAGGCUCGCGCCGGCAGCGCGGCGGGGUCGUUGCCUCACGUGGGUCCGGCUCCGCCUGAGGCCAGUUCGCCGUGGAUGCGGCUGUACCUGUACCACGUGGCCGGCUAUGGCCCACCCACGCUGCUGCUCGCGAAGGGUACAGUUCUGCGCGGCGUGCCCCGGUGCCUAUUGGGGUUCUCCCGCCUGUCGGUGUCGUGGUGGGGCUCGGAGGGCGAGGCCACGUGUCUGCCGGCCGCCGCGGCGCUCACUGCAGCCAACACGGCGCUACGACGCGGACCAGUGAUGGUGCAGGCCGCCGGUGUGCGAUCACCACCGGCAGUAGCACAUCUACCUUUCCCGCCUAAAGCCGAUGACAGCGAUGACGCGCAGUGUCUGUGGCGCAAACACGCGGGGUUGCGAAGAUUGCUGCGUAGACUGCGUCUGACACGCACGGCGGGCUACGUCACGCUCGCAGAUAUCGGCGUGCCCGACCUCGGAUGCGCGCGACCUCCCUCGACUGUACAACUUGUUCAAACCCGAAAGAAAAAAGAUAUUUGUGGCAUAGCAAAACCGGUGAGCGAGCUGUCUCUAUCAUCAAACGAAUCUACUGACAAGAACAUAGAAUAUGCGAAAUCCAUAAGUAAUAGACUACAAUCGCCUAUAGAGUCUCAUUUUGCCGUUACACCAACCGUAGACAGCAAAACAAGCUCACCUGCUAACGGAUUCACAAGCGUCGAAGGUGGGAAAUUACUAUGUGAAGAACUGGACAAUCUAGAAGACAAAGAACCGUGCGUUAAUCUCGAUUCAAAACAUUCCGUUUCAAAUAGUAAAGAGUCUAUCGCCGAAUUGGUCAAAAUACAUUCUAUGACGAGUAUAGACAGUAUGAAGUUCGAGGAUGAUAAGUUGGUGGAUCAGUUUGGCGAUCUGUUGAGUCCUGCUGAAGAGACUGUGUCGAUGUUUACUCAGCUAUCCAACAGGUUAACGAAGAUAAGUAAUGACGGAGAUAGCGGGGUUGAUACCGCACACAACAACUCGGAUGACGAAACUUGUAAACCUGAGAAAUGGACGAUACUUGGACUUCAUUUUGGCAUUCCAUUGUUUGAUGAGGGCAUUUGUGAAAAAGUAUGUCAGAGUAUUGUGGACAGAAUUGCUAAACCUGAACUAUUAGAAAAAAUAAAAGAAGAUAACGAGUUUAUAAGGUCAGAUUUACUGAAGUUCGUAUCUCAAUGUCAGUAUAAUCCCGGUGAAGAUAUGGGUAUUGUUAAGCGCGGUACUCUCGUUCCUCUGCCCAGGAAGAACCUGGUGUUCGAAAAUGGCAGGAUCAGCGAGUGGAGUGGAAAGUGAGACGUCGCGGAAAACAACAGAUCACAAUUGAAAUUGAAAUAUUUCAGUUUCAUUUAUUGUUAGUUUUGUACCUUAUGUAACGCGCAAAAUUUAAUUUGAGACCCAAACGGAAUGCGCGUUCCCUCCCUAAUGAUUUCGCUACUUACCGCGCUCACUUCUGUUAAGUCUUCAACUUAUUUCAGCUUACGUCAUGCAAGUCAUAAAUUAAUAUAUAGUAAUGGUGAAAAUUGACUCGCUUAAUGCAUUAGGCAAAGAGGAUGUAAAUACUGCGUAGAGGCGGUACUGCUUAAGAAAAAAUUGAAAUUUAGUUUAGUAUGAAACGUGUAGUGAUUUGACAUAAGUUUGAAAUAGUAGUGAUAAAAGUAUGGCGAUUGGCGACGAAGUAUAAUCCGGCUAGGUUUGAAAGCGAACAGUUGCUGAAAACGUAGUGGAUUACGGCUAUCUCCGUUUUUUACAAGAUUAUAGCCGUCACCUGUCAUUCUAUCAAUAACCGCACGUUUCAUGCAAUCGCGUGAAUCGCUUUAUUCUUAGAGUUUCGCUAUGCUGACAUUAGGUGCUUCGACACGUCCGAACAUGAGUGGCAAUCAAUUUGAAAAAGUGUAGAUUUACGAAAUUCAUUCUAAUUUAUUUUUAAUAAUUUAAUGUAGUAAAUUAGUAUUUCUAAAUAAAUAAAACGCGUGUAGGUAUAAUUAACUGAAUUCUUACACGAUGUUUGGUAUAAAUUAAUAUUUUUUAUCAGGUAGACCUGAAGUUAUUUCUUCAAUAUAUCGACCUUAUAACCAAUGGACGCCUAUUUAAGAGCGUAAGCUUUCAGAUACACGCAUUAUGAAUACAGAUCCAAGAGGCAAUCGCUUUUGUUUACGAUAUGAUGUAAUUAUUACCUGACUAAUUACGACAUGCAAGUAUAGUUACCUAAUCAAUGAGCUUUCAGUAUCCCGUGCCCGCUCCCUUCAUUUGGUUAUGGUUUAUCUACACCCAUGCUUUAAAUCCUCUAUUAAAUAUUCUAAAACAGUUAGCUUAUUGUGAACAUUAAAACACCCAAUGUCCUAGUAACCAUUAAACAUCCAAACGAGUGUUGUAAUUCAAUUCAGUACAACAUUACAACACUCGUUUGGAUUAUGUAAUGGUUACUAGGACUAAAUUUUUUAAUGUUAGCUGUAAGCGAACUGUUUCAGAAUCUUUUAUAGAGGAUUCAUAUUAUGGCUGUAGAUAAAGUAUUGUAUGCAACUGUUUAUAAUUAGGUUUUUAAACACUCAUGUGAUACUAGUAUCGUAGGAGUCCACUGUGUUAUAAGGUUGACGCUUUAAUACAACUAAAGAAAGGUUAGUGAAAAAGAAAAACCAAAAUGAUAGUUAAAGUGCUGUAUUUAGUUUUUAUUUGUUGUUAUUGUAUAUUAGUUGUUGUUGUUUAGUAAUUGUUUUCAGUAUUAAUAUGUAUGAAGUCUUUCUACAUGAGGUCUUUUUGUUAAUUGUGUGAGAAAUAAUACGGUAUAGUAAUAAUAAAGUUUUAGGUUUUCACAGGUAUUCAGUAUAGUUAAAUACUUACGCACCUUAGGAAUUUUAAAGAAUUUAAUUUUUGCAAUAUCGACUCCUUUGUUCUCCUUUUUGCUUUAUAUGGCUAAAAAAGUAUGUCAGUAGACCUUAUUAUUUCUCUUGGGAAGUGGGCUUUCUAGAGCUCUCGUUGAUUUGCCAUCAAUGCCAGUGCCAGUUGAUAAUAAAAGAGACCAGAUAAGGCUACUAAGCAGAACAUUUACUGGCAAAGAAUUCCCGUAGUGGCAGAUUCUAUUGAAUGGAUUUUAUUAAAGCCUCCAGUAAUUUGUUAUCUUCAAGCAUCGGUAUAUAAAAAUCGUGGAUACAAGAUUGAAUACAACUUAUGUUUGUUACAUUUAAAAAGUGAGUGACAAAAAUGUUGAGGAAGGAAAUACGGUUACUAUAGGCACUUAUCCCCAUUGAGACGUCAUAUACGGCGACGCGACCCCGUCUACUCGUCAGUGAUGAGUCACUGAUAUAUUUCGCAACUCUUUUGUUUUCCGCCAGUUUUGACCAAAUACUAGAACCGAAACAUACCGGCUUAUAUUUAAAACAUAAAUCAUCUUUAAUUAACGGCAUCAUGUCAUCAUCAUGUAGUGAAACAACAAGCAAUAUUACCUUUCAUCGGUAAGUCUGUUUCUUUAUUUCAUCAAAAUAUCCUAAAACAUGUGAUUACGCAUCGCGGGUAUUGUUUUUUGAAUGUCGAAUAUAUUAUUAUAGAUAAAAAGUUAUAUCUAGUUUUAUAGUUAAACUAGCUGACACAGUAAAAGUUGUAUUGCCAUAUAAACUAAUAAUUAAAAUCUUGGGGUAUAAAAAAUAGUUGACGACCGAUUCUCAGACCUACCAAAUAUAUCGUACAUAAAAUUUAUCGUACUACAUUAAUCAUUAAUAUUCGAUUGCCAUCUUGCAACUCUAUUGCGUAUCUGUGGAUGGUCGCGAUCGCGAUACAAAAUAGGUGUUGAUCGUAGAUUGGUGAAAAUUUGAAGUUGUAUGUAUUUUGUAAUGCUGAAUCAUAAUAAAAUAAAAAUAAAAAAAAAUAACAAUUAAUAGUGCGUUCAUUACAAAAUCAAAUGCAAUCCGUGGUUUUAGCGUCAAUAAAAUAAAAUAGAAAGAGUCUCAUGUUCUACAAAGAAAAUGGAGGACAUAUUUAAACCUUAUAAAUGGUUAUUAAAGUAUAUCAGCCUUGCGACUCGCAAGGCUAUAAAAAAAGCCUUGAAAAAUAAAAAAAAAUAUAUAAAAAAAGGCAGUCAAUGAGGAAUAGAACGACGAGAAAACUGCAACUAUAAAGUUGCCAAUUUCUUUUAUUAUAACUUUAAAUUACUGUACCAUCAGGAAUUAAUGUUCUCUAAAUUUGAACAAGUACUAAAAUGUGUUUUUCCUUUAGCAGGUCAUUAAAUAUUGUAUUUAUUUCUCGUCUGCAAAAUUAAAAUCACAGGCAAAUGCUAGUUACUGAUAUAAAAACAAAGUAGGUAUUAGAAAACUGUAAAACCUUUUAUCGAUAUCGAUAGAAAGCAUUAAGACGCUAAAUAACGUUACGCAUAGCGAUAAAGUUCGAAAUACCUCGCACUGGUUCGCAGUAAUUCGGACCAAUCACAAACCAAUUAGUUUACAGAAUUGUUUUCUUUUAAAUUGAAUUAGGUACGUAAAUAAGUGCUAAAUAUGUUGAUGAUUGACAUGUUGGCAAUUGAGAACUUGUCUUUCUAGGCCGUAAUAUAUUUAUAUGUAUAUAUAAAUAUAGAUAUAUAUAUAUAUAUAUAUCGCGGUAUCUAUUAAAUAUGUUAAAGAAGUACUGUCAGCCUCAUUAUAUAAAAUAGAGAAAAAUAAACGAAUGUACCUAUUAGCAAACAUUAACUUUAACUUUAGCAACAAGGCCAUGGACUCGUACUAAAACACAAUUAUCAAUCAAUAAUAGUUAAAAACAAAACAUUUUUCAAAUAACGCCAUUUCAAGAAAAAGUCCCUUAAUUUUUUUUUUGUAAAUAGGUAAUUGAAUAUUUAAAAAAAAGUAAAUAUUCAAUUUAAUUUGUUAGAAAUAUAAAAAUCGAGCUCACGGCUCUAAAGUAUUUUUAUUUACUUUUGGAUUCAAAAAUAAUUAUAAUAAAUAAAGUAAAACAAAUUUUUCUUUGUGAUAAAAUAUAACACCAAACUAAUAUUUUUGUGUUAAUUAUUUUAUAUAAUAUUAUAUUACUAGAUGUUUAUAACCUUACAUUUAAUUCCAUAGUGUAAUACUAUAUAUAAAUAAUUUAUGUUAUGAAAUUUUAUUUAUAAGAAAAAUAGAGAAUUAUUUUAUUUUUUUAAAGCUGUCCAUUUAGAUAAGUGCUUUUGUGUUGCCAGGUUAAAUAAGUGAUAUAGCAAUAGUAGGGUAGUUGUAGGAUUAGCAAGAUGUUACCCUUCGUACGUGUAGUAUGUAAAUGUUGCCUAAUUAUAAAAUUUAAUGAUGGUUUCGUGAUGGAAUUUAUUAUUUAAUUUGUACGCCGUAGUUUUUAAUUUUGUGCUCAUAAUUAUAUCCUGAUGACUAAAAAUUUUGAUAGCCAUAUUUGUUUCAAGGUUUGAAUUCAUGUGGCGACUACACGGUAUUUCACCAAUAUAACACGAAUUCGAAGUUCUGUUUUAGUUCCUUCUUAAGAUACUUGAAACAUAUUACGUUAUUUAACUACGUACUUUAGGAGGUCUGCGUUUAUGUUGAAUUAGAGGUUAUGUAUUGAUUGAUAAUUUAAUGUCAAUAACCAAUCAAUUAAAUUAAAAUAUUAUUAAAAUAAUAUAUUAAAUUAA
Messenger RNA from Leptidea sinapis, 7225 nucleotides. Its product is annotated as protein FAM91A1. The transcript is spliced from 19 exons. Bases 133 to 2925 code for a protein of 930 amino acids. NCBI's taxonomy places the organism in Eukaryota, Metazoa, Arthropoda, Insecta, Lepidoptera, Pieridae. The record is from RefSeq and is a predicted model, not a curated record.